Molecule: messenger RNA, 529 nt
Organism: Notothenia coriiceps (black rockcod)
Lineage: Eukaryota; Metazoa; Chordata; Actinopteri; Perciformes; Nototheniidae
Product: golgi-specific brefeldin A-resistance guanine nucleotide exchange factor 1-like
Exons: 3
Coding region: 20-529 (169 amino acids)
Biological process (GO): regulation of ARF protein signal transduction
Molecular function (GO): guanyl-nucleotide exchange factor activity
Source: RefSeq, a predicted model, not a curated record
AGUGAACGGCUCUCCUUUCAUGACCAACGAUGCGGGCUUCGCCUUGGCCUACGCUGUCAUCAUGCUGAACACUGACCAGCACAACCACAACGUCCGCAAGCAGAACAUCCCCAUGACCAUAGAGCAAUUUAGGAAAAAUCUGAAGGGAGUUAAUGGAAACAAAGACUUUGACCAGGACAUGUUGGAGGAUAUCUACAAUGCUAUCAAGAAUGAGGAGAUUGUGAUGCCUGAUGAGCAGUCGGGGUUAGUGAAGGAUAACUAUGUAUGGAGUGUGUUGCUACACCGAGGCGCCACACCUGAGGGUAUUUUCCUCCACCUCCCUGCUGGCAGCUACGACCAUGACUUGUUUACCAUGACCUGGGGUCCUACCAUCGCUGCCCUCUCCUACGUCUUCGACAAGAGCCUGGACGAGAACAUCAUCCAGAAGGCCAUCACUGGCUUCAGGUAUGCUACUUUACAGAGCCAGCAGCUAUGUGACGGGACAGGGAAAACUGUGUUCUGGCCGUUUAUCAAAAGCACAUUGUUCUAA